AUGGUCCUUAUUUCCAGUGCCAGAUCUGGUUUUUCACCUCCUUCCCUCUCGGCCGCUGCUUCCAUGCUUCGUCUUGCUUCUGUGGAGUUUGCUUGGGUUCUGGUUCUUCUCCGGUUCGAUCUUUCACCUUCUGAACUUGGUGUUAUCCGGGAAGGGAAGCUUCAAACCUCUGCUACCGUAGUCUGUGACCGUUCUCUGGCCACUGAGGGCAUUUACGGUGAGGGUGAAUUUUCUAUGAAGGUUCUCAAGAAGUUUGAAGCAGGUCUUGAUAUCGUUUUAGUUGGAGUUGGUGCGGUUCUUCGUUUCGGUUUAUCCUCUUAG
Microthlaspi erraticum is the source of this 321-nucleotide messenger RNA. Lineage: Eukaryota; Viridiplantae; Streptophyta; Magnoliopsida; Brassicales; Brassicaceae. The record is from the annotation of a GenBank genome assembly.